CAGAUUGAAACCGUUGCAAGGUGAUUGAGAUGCCGUAAACAAGUCCUGUCGAACGUAAAAACCAGACAUUUGAACGAUUAUUACAGAAUCUAAUUUGAAAUGUUAAAUAGCCAUCGGUAAAAUUUCAAAAGAGUGACUGAGAAGUAGCAAAGUGAGAGAAAGACAGACCUCAUUUACAUACAAGCAGCACUUUUGUCCGUUUCCCCCUCCCCACAGCCCCCUGGGGGGUGGUCCGCCCCCCUCACCCACUCACUCAUCUACUUGAGACACUUUCUGUCACAGAAAGUAGUAAGUAGUCGCUGGAUUAUUUGUCUAGGAGGCCUCCACUAGUAGUAGUGUUUUCUUUGUUGCUUAGUUGACAUAGUUUGCAUCCAUCAAAUACCUAUCUACAGGCAUUACACUAAAUGUGUAUUCACUUUGCUUAGAAAAAUAUAUAGUUAUACAUACCAACAGUGUGUUUAGACAGAAAUAUCAAGUUGUGAAUUAUGGCAUUCACAAAGCAAUGGAAAGGCAGAGGACUAAUCGUCUGCAUGGUGCUUAUCAGCAUUUUCCAGAUGGCAUCUCCUUAUAAAAUAUCUAGAGAUGUGGAGACGUGCCUGCCAGGGGAGCUGGUGUGGGUGAAAUGCAACUUAUGCCUGUGCAACCUGGAAGGACAGCCGAAUGCAGUUUGCGCCAAGAUGUGGUGUCAGCCUACGCCCAAGUAUCACUAUGACGGCGACGAUGUUGACACCAGAGAAAUCGUCAACUAACUUCAUCUCAAAAUGGUCACUUAACCUCAAUCAUUCAUUGUAUAUUUAUAUCCCAUCAAAUUCUUCCAAAUUAAAUUUGUCACUCAGCUAAACAGUUACAUUGAUGUGUGAGUAUGACAGUGUAUUAAAACAAUGUCAAAUUCCUUCAA
Molecule: messenger RNA, 898 nt
Organism: Nilaparvata lugens (brown planthopper)
Lineage: Eukaryota; Metazoa; Arthropoda; Insecta; Hemiptera; Delphacidae
Exons: 2
Coding region: 486-749 (87 amino acids)
Molecular function (GO): peptidase inhibitor activity
Source: RefSeq, a predicted model, not a curated record